This is a messenger RNA of Zootoca vivipara (common lizard), 336 nucleotides long. The record is from RefSeq and is a predicted model, not a curated record. Lineage: Eukaryota; Metazoa; Chordata; Lepidosauria; Squamata; Lacertidae.
AUGGCCUCCUUGCUCUUGCGGAAUGUGAUGGCUGCUUCAGUGACUUCUGCCAGGUUCCUGAGCUGCAGCACAGCCUCCCGCUUAUUCUCCUCCUGGCUGGUGGGACGCUCAAAGACUGCCAGCCCAUUGCAGACCUUACCUGCCACCAAACCAUGUCAUGUGGAUCUGCUGCCCUUUCUCACCAGUUGCCCGCCUCUCAGCUUGCAGCCAGUUGCUGGCAUGAAGUGCAAGGUAGUCAUCAAAAGGCGUUGCAAGGACUGUUUCAUUGUCCGCAGGCGUGGCCAUUUGUAUGUGUACUGUAAAACGCAUCCGAGGCACAAGCAGAGAAAGUUCUAA